GGAGUUCAUGUGACUUAGCACCGCUUAGGGGCGGGGUUAUAACGUAAUAUCUGACGGGCUACAGUAGGGUACAGCCAAUAAAGUAUCGGCGGUAAGUGAGUGCCUCUGCUACUGGCUGUGUUCCCGUUUCGCCCCGCUGUGGACGGGAAGGAGACCAGCUCCUACGGACGUCAAAUGACAUUUGUAACGGCGGCGCCACCACGGAGGACGGGGCCGACUCAUUUCACAUUCAUAUGCGGCUGAUGUCUGCACCCAGAGAGGAGACAACAGUCCUCAGGAGGCACAUCACACCUUCCCCUCCUUCAUCUCUCGCUUUGUGAAGGGGCAUGCCUUCUGAACCCGGCCUCAGUAAGGAGAUGCUGACAGGACAGAGGCUCUGCUACUCAAAGUCCCACCAGGACUCGGUUCUCUCUGCCCUCAACCAGCAGAGGAAGGAUGGUCAGCUGUGUGAUGUCACCCUGGUCGCCGGCGAGCAGAAGUUCCACGCUCACAAGGCCGUCCUGGCAGCCUGCAGUGACUACUUCAGGGCCAUGUUCAGCUUGUGUAUGGUGGAGAGCGAGGCAGAUGAAGUAACCCUGCAAGGCGUCACCAGUGUUGGACUGAAGCAUGCUUUAGAUUUCGCCUACACUGGACAGAUUCUGUUGGAGCCGGCUGUUAUCCAGGACGUCCUGUCUGCGGGCAGUCACCUUCAGCUGCUGGAGCUCCUCAGCCUCUGCUCAAACUACCUCAUCCAGGAGCUGAGCGGCGUGAACUACCUGGAGCUGUACCGCGUGGCCGACCUCUUCCAUCUACCCGCCCUGGAGGAGGCCGUGGUGGGCUUCCUGGUGGAGCAUCUGUCUGAGCUGAGGCAGAACCGACAAGACGAGGCCCUGCAGCUGCCCUACCGCCUCCUCAGGGAGGUGCUGAAAAGUGACCGCCUCACCUCCCUGAGCGAGGAGGAGAUAUGGAAGUUGCUCGUUCUCUGGCUGGAACACGACUACCGCUACCAGUACGCCGAGGAUCUCCUGCAGCACGUCCGCUACGGCCUGAUGGACGUCCCCACCCUGCACCACCUCGCCAACAGCCACCCCCUGGUUCAGUCCUGCCCCACCGCUGCCGCCCUGGUGGACGAAGCCCUGGACUACCACCACGCCACCUUCGCUCAGCCCCUCCGCCAGUCAUCCAGCACCAGGCCUCGUUUCCAGUCGCUCACCCUUUACAUAGCGGGGGGCAGGAAGCGGGAGGUGAGCAGAGUCAGGGAGCUGCGCUACUUCAACCCAUCGGCGCAGGAGCACGUGCGGGUGGGAGGGGGGUCCAACUGGAGCGAGCUGGCGCCCAUGCCCACCGGGCGCAGCCAUCACUGCAUCGCCGUGAUGGGCGACUUCCUGUUCGUGGUGGGCGGCGAGGUGGAGCACGCCACGGGCAGGACGUGUGCCGUGAGAACCGCGUGUAGGUACGACCCCAGGGGCAACCGGUGGAUUGAGAUCGCCCCGAUGAAGGCGUGCAGGGAACACUUUGUCCUGGGAGCUCUGGGUCAGUACCUGUAUGCUGUGGGCGGCAGGAACGAGCUGAGGCAGGUGCUACCCUCGGUGGAACGCUACUGUCCAAAGAGGAACAAAUGGAUGUUCGUCCAGCCCUUCGACCGCUCACUGUCCUGCCAUGCCGGGUGUGUGGCUGAUGAUCUGCUCUGGGUCUCAGGCGGAGUUACAAACACGGCACAGUACCAGAAUCGGCUCAUGGUGUACGACCCGGAGCAAGAUCAGUGGCUGGCCCGCAGUCCCAUGCUGCAGCGGCGCGUGUACCACGUCAUGGCGGCCGUGAGGAGGCAGCUCUACGUGCUCGGCGGCAACGACCUGGAUUACAACAACGACCGCAUCCUGGUGCGUCACAUCGACUCCUACAGCAUGGACCUGGACCAGUGGACCCGCUGCUCCUUCAGCCUCCUCACAGGUCAAAACGAGUCUGGAGUGGCCGUCCAUGAUGACAGGAUUUAUGUGGUAGGAGGGUACUCCAUUUGGACCAACGAGCCUUUGGCAUGCAUCCAGGUGCUGGACCUGAGCAUGGAGGGGAAGGAGGAGGUUUUCUACGGACCGACACUGCCUUUCGCCUCAAAUGGGAUUGCAACCUGUUUCCUCCCAGCUCCUUAUUUCACCUGCCCCAACCUCCAGACGCUACAAGUGCCCCAUCACAGGAUAGGUGCUGUGUAGCUCACUGACUUGGGAAACGUCUGAGAACCAGCCGAUGGAUCAAUCGGCGCUUGCAAACCAGAAUGAGGAAAAACAGCCAGUAAAGAGAACAGGCUGCUCUAGCGUGGGUGUAAGACGGGAAGCCGCGCCGCUUCUUAAAGCUGUUCCUCCUGCAUUAAGACCGGGACAUCAUUCAGACUCAGUGGAAGGUCCGUCACCUCUGUUGAGAUGGACGGGGUAAAUAUAGUUGAGCGGUCCGACUAGCCACAGGAAACGGAAAGUUGCUGGAACCAAUAAUAGGGCUGUAAGUUUGUUUCCUACCCAGCGAAAAAAAACACUAAAAAAAGUCAACAAUGUCCAUCGAUUCCCGUUGCAAGUUUCCUAGGCGGACCCAGAUGAACAUGUUGCAGAGGCAACGCUUGAAUUUUUUUUUUAAUCCCCUAAAUGAUGUGAAUUUGACAACAGAUUCAACAUACAGAAUGUAGCUGCGUUUCCAUUAAAAGUGUGCGCAAAACUUUUGUUGAA
Messenger RNA from Poecilia latipinna (sailfin molly), 2690 nucleotides. Its product is annotated as kelch-like protein 32. Lineage: Eukaryota; Metazoa; Chordata; Actinopteri; Cyprinodontiformes; Poeciliidae. The record is from RefSeq and is a predicted model, not a curated record. The transcript is spliced from 11 exons. Gene Ontology annotation, molecular function: protein binding. Bases 327 to 2186 code for a protein of 619 amino acids.